CUCCCCUCCCUCCCUCCCUCCCUCUCUCUCUCUCUCUCCUCCCUCCCUCUCUCGUUCUCUCAUGAAUGUCACCUCUACUGGUGGUAGCCGCUGGAAUUCACGCACACACACACGCACUCACACACACUCACACACACAUGCUGGUUCUGGGUGAGGGGGUGGGCUGUGUAGGUGAGGGUUGUUGGGAGAAAGAGAGAAAGAGCAAUAGAAAGAGAGAGAGAGAGCAUGUCAGAGGAGACGUGAAGAGAAAUCUUUCUCUUUCUGUCCAUUCUUUUAUCCGUCGCCGGCCGGUCUUCCAUCCCUCCAUCGUGGGCUCCUAUGUCCUGCCUGCUGUGUGUCGCCUCUGGAUCUAACUACAUUGGAUUACUCUUCCGGCUUUUCAUCUGGCUGUUUUUUUUUUUUUCUUUUUCGUUUUUUUUCUUUUUUUUCUUCUUUCCCGGAGAGAGAAGCAAAGUUUGACUGCACAUGAGGGAUUUCAUGGUGUGACCAUCUACUGAUCUAUCAGUGGACUGCUUCUCCUGGUCGCUCCGAAUCUGAUUCAUCCACUACCACAGUUUGUCAUUUGUAAGCAAAUAGUUUUUUUUAUAUAUAUAUAUUAUUAUAACCAUUGUCUUUUUUGGAGCAAAUUUUCUCGUGUUGUCAUUUCCGUGUUUGCGGAGAGAACUUUUCGUGCUUGAGGAGAGCGGCGUGUCCUAGCCUGGAUUGUUUACUUGACAGAGAACAAAUCCUCCCGCAAGCUCUGAGUCUCGGCUGAGAGCGACGAGCUUAAGUUUACCUUUACCUCUGCCCGUGGUUGGGAGCCUUCACAAGCACGAUGACAUGGGAGGUGAGGUGGUUCCGAGGACCAUGUCGCAAUUGCUGGUUUUCCGUCCCGACGGACUGCCCUUUUAUAAAAAUGUGACCAAACUCUCAUCCGCUUUUUCUUUACGGACAUUUCUGAACAUUGACUUGUAUAGUGUAUUUUUGUUAUCGUUUUUGUUUUCUUUAUUUGCCUGUUUUUUUGGGCUGGGUUUACAUCGAGAGUGAAGGGCAAAACCUUUGUUGACUGAGUCUAGCCAGAGAUCGGUGUUUCUACCUGAUCCUGCUUUGGGGAAACCCUACUUGCUUGAGUGACUGCCUUGAACCUCGCACUACCCUCACAAGGGGGGUCUGUCUUUUUCUGGGGCUUCUGUGAGACGAUCUAACCAGCAGGGGGGUGUGAGGCCAGAACAGACCCCCCUCCCAAAGGUGAGAGGGGGGGAAGAUGGCAGCUCUUGCCAGCUCUCUUAUUCGACAGAAACGGGCCGUCAAGGACGACUCCGCCAACCGACCGCAACCCAGCAAGCGUAAAGUCUGCCAAAAGAGCAACAAGUCCCUUUGCCAGAAACAGAUCCUUGUUCUCAUCAAUAAAGUUCGAUUAUGUGGUGGUCGAAGAAGAAGGCCAGAAUUAAGACCGGAGCCUCAGCUCAAAGGCAUUGUUACCCGUCUAUACAGCCAGCACGGGUACUACCUCCAGAUGCAGCCAGACGGAACUAUGGACGGCACAAGGGACGAGAGCAGCUCCUUCUCACAGUUCAACUUGAUUCCAGUGGGCCUGCGGAUAGUGGCGAUCCAGGGGGCGAAGACUGGGCUCUACCUGGGCAUGAACAGCGAGGGGUUCCUCUACACGUCGGAACACUUCAACCCGGAGUGCCGCUUCAAAGAGAGCGUGUUUGAGAACUACUACGUCACCUACUCCUCCAUGCUGUACAGGCAGAGCCAGUCAGGCCGCUCGUGGUACAUCGGCAUCAACCGCGACGGCCGGGUCAUGAAGGGCAACCGCGUGAAGAAGACCAAGGGUGCCGCCCACUUCCUGCCCAAAGUCAUUGAAGUCGCCAUGUACAAGGAGCCUUCGCUGCACCAGCUGGUCGGCGAGCUGAGCCCUCCGUGCAAGACGGUGAAGACGUCUGACACGCCAUCGAAACAGAACGGCAAGAAAGAGGCCCCCAAAGCAGACGCAUCAUAACACAGGGGCCCCUGGCCAGGGGUAGGGGCAGCAGUGACACAGAGAAACUCAAUCUCCCACGAUGCACUGGGAGGUAGGAGGAGCAGCAGCAGCAGCAGCAGCAGCAGUGGCGGCGGCAACCGCAGCAGCGGCCAAACAACGGGAGAUGCGCUGGCCUCACGUGGGGCAACCAGGCGCUACGAAAGAAGGUCACCAGGACCGAGCCAACGUCAACCGAGAACGGGCGGUGGAGAGAGAUGAAAAGAGACAACCCCGUUGCCGUGGAGAUCUCCGCCCGGAGCAGGCUAGCAGCACCCAGGCCCUAUGAGGCCCCGCAGAACAGACACCAGACUCCGUCCGAUCUCCCUUGCUCUUGUCACUCACUCUAACUCGUCUGCCCUGUGCCCUGGCCCCUCCAUCCCAAUGCCUGCACCGCACCUCCCAGCGCUCUCCAGCACCCAGCACAGGUCUAUAGCCUGGUUCCGUUUCUUCUGUCUCAGACAACAGGAGAACAUUUUUGUUGUUUUUCUAUUCUUUUCUCUUCUUUUCCUUUUUUAUAUUCAUUUAAUCUUACUGACAAGUCUGAAAAUUCAAUAAGUGUACACAAGCCAGGGAAUUGAUGGUGAAGUGAAAGCUCAGUGAUGAUCUGAAGAGUCUUUGGUGUCAAGAGAUCAUUCAUUGCCAUUUUGCACGCAUUAUUUAGUUGCUGAUCCCCCCCCCCCAACCCUAACCUCCCUGGAUGUGUGAAUGUGCUCUGCAUGAAUGCAGAUGGGUUUUGUGUCAAUAAACUUGUGUGGUAGAGAG
Clupea harengus (Atlantic herring) is the source of this 2767-nucleotide messenger RNA. RefSeq names its product fibroblast growth factor 11b (gene fgf11b). Lineage: Eukaryota; Metazoa; Chordata; Actinopteri; Clupeiformes; Clupeidae. The record is from RefSeq and is a predicted model, not a curated record. Gene Ontology annotation, molecular function: growth factor activity.